AUGACUUCCAAUCACGAUCACAAGUACGCAACAAACGACGCCCACCUCGGCGCGACUACAGCUAGAGACGCAGAAACUCUAUCAGCUGGAUCAACUGCGAGGAACGAGUCGACAACUAGAAUGAUGGACGGGCCCAACGCUUUGGAGAAAGACUUCUCUCGGCAAGAACCUUACGGCAAUGGAUAUGGUGGACAAACGCACCUCGACGCCUCGGUCGAUUCUGGUACUGCAUUGCAUCAGAUCCGAACAGCGGGUAGUAUCUCGAUCUCUCCAGAGCUAUUUGAGAAACUAUAUCUGUCACCACCGAACAAAGUAAAAGGAGAUCUGCGGAAGACAUUCGGUAACCCGACGCCUCUUGCUCUCAUCGGCUUCCUGUUGUCCUUGCAUCCUUUGAGCAUGACCCUCAUGGGAUGGCGUGGUGCUGGUGGAAGUGGAGCAGCAAGCACCGGAUGGUACUACUUUGCGGGUGGUCUGCUCAUGAUUCUCGGUGGUCUUGGUGAAUGGAUUCUUGGCAAUACCUUCCCCUUCGUUGUCUUCUGUUCUUUCGGUGCCUUCUGGCUUGGUUUCGCUGCCACACUCCAACCCUUCUACAACUCAUAUGGCGCGUACGCCAAUGCGAACGUCGCAGGCAGCACAGGCCUAGAAUCUGUUGGCUUCAACGUCGGUCUUGCAUAUUUCCUCAUCAUGAUGGGCCUUCUAUGCCUAGUCUACCUCAUCUGCUCCAUCCGUACGAACUUGAUCUUCUUCCUUAUCUUCUUCACUCUUGUGCCCGCUUUCGGCCUUCUGGCGGGCAGCUAUCUCCAGGCUGCAAACGGUCGAGCAGCUCUUGCUGCCAAGCUUGCUGAGGCUGCUGGUGCAUUCUGCUUCGUUACCUGCCUCUGCGGUUGGUACAUCUUCUUAGCCAUUAUGCUGGCUAGUGUCGACUUCCCUUUGGAUCUUCCUCUUGUCGAUCUUUCGAGCGUAGUAAAGGGCGCCAGCGAGAAGCGCAAGGUGGACCACAUGGAGUAG
This is a messenger RNA of Alternaria alternata, 1008 nucleotides long. RefSeq lists its product as hypothetical. The record is from RefSeq and is a predicted model, not a curated record. The coding region runs from base 1 to 1008 and encodes 335 amino acids. NCBI's taxonomy places the organism in Eukaryota, Fungi, Ascomycota, Dothideomycetes, Pleosporales, Pleosporaceae. Gene Ontology annotation, molecular function: acetate transmembrane transporter activity. The transcript has 6 exons. Gene Ontology annotation, cellular component: plasma membrane.